This is a messenger RNA of Astyanax mexicanus (Mexican tetra), 6457 nucleotides long. It is a transcript of the gene appa, whose product is annotated as amyloid beta (A4) precursor protein a. Bases 141 to 2453 code for a protein of 770 amino acids. The transcript is spliced from 17 exons. Gene Ontology annotation, cellular component: membrane raft; cell surface; plasma membrane. The record is from RefSeq and is a predicted model, not a curated record. Gene Ontology annotation, biological process: axonogenesis; central nervous system development. Gene Ontology annotation, molecular function: serine-type endopeptidase inhibitor activity; heparin binding; signaling receptor activator activity. NCBI's taxonomy places the organism in Eukaryota, Metazoa, Chordata, Actinopteri, Characiformes, Acestrorhamphidae.
UCACACACACACACAUUCUCUUAAACACACCCUCUCACACUCACUCAGCCUCCACACACACUCACACUCUCACACAGAGACAGACAGAGCUGUACACACAGUCUGACAGCAGAAAGCUGGUGAAUAACGGGAGAGUCAGGAUGUGGGACCGCGGGGUUUUCUUACUGCUCAUGGCGCUGGCCUCGGCGGCGGCUCUGGAGGUGCCGUCGGACGAGGGUGCGGGUCUGCUAGCAGAGCCUCAGGUAGCAAUGUUCUGCGGGAAGCUCAACAUGCACAUCAACGUUCAGAACGGCAAGUGGGAGCUGGACCCCUCCGGCACAAAGGGCUGCAUCGGCACCAAGGAGGGCAUCCUUCAGUACUGCCAGGAGGUUUACCCAGAGCUGCAGAUCACCAACGUGGUGGAGGCCAAUCAGCCCGUCAGCAUACAGAACUGGUGCAAGAAGGGUCGCAAGCAGUGCCGCAGUCACGUACACAUUGUGGUGCCCUACCGCUGUCUGGUUGGAGAGUUCGUAAGUGAUGCCCUGCUGGUUCCUGAUAAGUGUAAAUUCCUGCAUCAGGAGCGUAUGGACAUCUGCGAGAGCCACCUGCACUGGCACACUGUAGCCAAAGAGUCUUGUGGCGACCACACUAUGAAUCUUCACGAUUAUGGGAUGCUGCUGCCCUGUGGUAUUGAUCGGUUCCGUGGGGUGGAGUUUGUGUGCUGCCCGGCAGAAACGGAGAGGGAGACAGACAGCGCCGACAUGGAGGAAGACGACUCUGAUGUCUGGUGGGGAGGAGCAGAGGCUGACUACACCGAUAACAGUAUGGCUCGGGAGGCGGAGCCAGUGGAGCAGACUAAGCCGGAACCUGCAGCAGUAGAUGAGGAUGAGGAGGUUGUUGAAGAAGAAGAAGAAGAGGAGGAGGAAGAAGACACUCUGGAUAAUGACCAGGAUGGAGAUGGAGAUAUGGAAGAUGACGAGGAUGAGGAAGAUGACGAGAUAAUCGACGAGCGCAAUGGCAACGAGCAGACCACCAGCGUGGCCAUGACCACCACCACAACCACUACUACUGAGUCUGUGGAGGAGGUGGUCCGAGAGGUGUGCUGGGCGAAUGCAGAGACAGGUCCGUGCAGGGCUAUGUUGCCCCGCUGGUAUUUUGUGAAGGAGGAGGGCCGCUGCGCUCCCUUCAUCUAUGGGGGCUGCGGAGGAAACCGCAAUAACUUUGAGUCGGAGGAGUACUGCCUCUCUGUCUGCAGCACUGUGUUGCCCACCACCUCCCCCAGCUCUCCAGAUGCAGUAGACCGCUAUCUGGAGACUCCAGCAGACGAGAACGAGCACACACACUUCCAGAAAGCCAAGGAGAGCCUGGAGGCCAAGCACAGAGAGAGAAUGUCUCAGGUGAUGAGGGAGUGGGAGGAUGCAGAGAGACAGUCUAAGAGUCUGCCUCGUGCUGACAAGAAGGCAGUCAUCCAGCACUUCCAGGAGAAGGUGGAGGCUCUGGAGCAGGAGGCAGCCAGCGAGAGGCAGCAGCUGGUGGAGACUCACAUGGCGCGGGUGGAGGCUCUGCUGAACGACCGCCGUCGCCUGGCGCUGGAGAACUUCCUCACCGCCCUGCAGGCGGAUGAGCCACGGCCACGUCAUGUGUUCAGUCUGUUGAAGAAAUAUGUGCGUGCUGAGCAGAAGGACAGGCAGCACACCCUGAAACACUUUGAGCAUGUGCGCGUGGUGGACCCCAAAAAGGCUGCCCAGAUUCGGCCUCAGGUGUUGACUCACCUGCGUGUGAUUGAGGAGAGGAUGAACCAGUCUCUGGGGCUACUGUACAAGGUGCCAGGCGUGUUGGAGGAUAUCCAGGAUCAAGUGGAACUGUUGCAGCGUGAGCAGCAGGAGAUGUCUGCGCAGUUGGCCUCUCUGCAGAGCGAUGUGAGGGUGAGUUACGGUAAUGACGCCCUGAUGCCGGAUCUGCCCGACAGCACCGCCGCGCUGGACCUGCUGCCCUCUGAGGACUCUCAGAGUCUGGGGCUCGACGGCCUGGGCUUCAUUCACCCCGAGAGCUUCAACCAGCCCAACACCCAAAACCAUGUUGAACCUGUUGAUGCUCGGCCCAUUCCUGACAGAGGACUGCCCACUCGCCCAGUGUCUGGGCUGAAGCCAGAGGACGUUCCUGAGCUGAGGAUGGAGGCGGAGGAGAGACACAGUGCUGGAUAUGAAGUGCACCACCAGAAGCUGGUGUUCUUCGCCGAAGACGUCAGCUCCAACAAGGGUGCUAUUAUUGGCCUGAUGGUUGGUGGAGUCGUCAUAGCAACCGUUAUUGUCAUCACCCUGGUGAUGCUGCGAAAGAAGCAGUACACAUCCAUCCAGCACGGGGUGAUCGAGGUGGAUGCUGCCAUCACUCCAGAGGAGCGCCACCUUUCCAAGAUGCAGCAGAACGGCUACGAGAAUCCCACUUAUAAAUUCUUUGAGCAGAUGCAGAACUAAGGCUCUGGUUUGCUAAAGCUGCAGCCCCCUCACCCCCAACCCAACCCCCCACUCCCCUUCCUCCUCCUCCUCCUCCUCCUUACCCCACUCUGGACAGUGUAGGGAAGGACUCGCUCCACGUAGUCCCCAUUGUCUAGCACGCUUAUUCACAAUUGGCCAUUUUCUGCUCAAAAAAUAAUAAACUGCAUUUUUCAUUGGCUGGACGGUCAGUUGAUGACCCAAAUGGACCCAUGUUGUUUUCCUGCAUGAAGAGGAAGUGCCCUUAGGCACUGAUUCAGGGUCAGGUGUUGUGGUGACUUUUCAUCAAGAGUAGAGCUUGGGUAGUGGGUAGGAUUAGCUGAUCCAUGGUCCGUGUUUAAGGACAUAAUGUUCCCACGCUGUCCAUUCCCGUUCCCAUUCCCACACUGCUUCAUCCGAUCCACACUGGGAUAUAAUUGGAGGCUGUUAAAGACUUUAAAACACUACUUUUCCCUUUUUUCUCCCUUCAUCCCCCCCCCCCCCCCCCCUUUCCCCUUUCCUCACCCACCUACCCCGUCUUCUUUCGCAUCGCUCAUUCGCUUUGAUGACAGCUGUGCUGUGUUUGAUUACGCCAGGUUGUAAAGGAUGAAAUCACGAUGACAAUAACGAUUACAGUGAUGACACUUAUGUAUCUCUUGAACGAGCGCUUUAUUUUAAGAGUGUUUGGGUUUUUUGAUUAUUUCGUCUUUUUUUUCCAAGAAAAAUGAAAAAUAUUUGUAAAAAGGAGAGAAAGAAAACUGACUAAAUGACUAAAAUACUCUUUUUAGUUGCAUCUAAUGUGUCGCCAUACUGCAAAAAGAAAAAAAAAAGAGCUAGCUGUAUCUAUUUAGUGCAUGACGAAAAAUACAUGAAGAAAAGAAAUCUCUCUUCUGCUGUCUGGAUGGGUCUUUAAUCACGUAGAGAUAACUGCGUAAUUAGGGGCGUUCACAUGCACUCAAAAAUCAGUUCAUAAUUAGAUUACAGUUCGGAUUGCAGUUAUUGUGAUUAUUCAGUUAAACAGCAUACUCUGAUUUCUUAGAUUGGAGUAAGAUCUAAAAAAAUCUGAUUAAUAAAUCUGAUAAAGAGAGCUGGAUUUUUGCUCAGUAAUUGGAUUUAUCGGUGCAUGUAAACUCUAAAACAGAGUAUAGGAUCUUGGAAUUAUUGUGUGCAUAUGGUUCAGGUUUUGCGCCUGAUUCUGCAAGAUGAUUGGCUGGUUGCGAUCUCUCCUGCAAAUCUGUUUAUUGCCUGACUGCUGUAAACACUUUGAUCAGAUUAUUGAUUAUGAAGUGCAUGUGAACACACUUAUUUUCAGCAGGGUUUUUAACAUUUAGCAUCUUCUUGUGAAAGCUAAUAAAUGAAGAAUAGGCAUAGUUGAAUUGGCUUUCUGUUUUGGUAUUGCAUUCUCACGAUUGGUUGAAGAGGUCAGUGAUUUUGUUUGGAUGGAUUUUAUCUUUUAUUUGAGAUUUUUAUUAUAAUUUUUUAAACUUUGCUAAGUUCCUCCAGCUACUGGGGGCUGGAUAAAUCUGUCUGUGUAUAUUACGUCUUUUCUGUUUUAUUCUAUUUGAUUUUUUUUUAUUUCCUAUGCAUUUCUGAGAUUUAUUUCCUCGCUCUGCCGACCUGCUCUUUAUUUAAUUUACGAUUCCCAUUUGGAUUCACACGUCAUGUGGUUGUAUGUGUUUUGUAAUGGGGGGUUUUCAGGGUCUGGGGGGUGGGAGGUUGGGCGGUUGGGAGGGUGGGGUUAUUCACUGUAUGUACAUGUUGUUUUCUCCAGUCAGCUUUGUGUUUUUGUAUGGUCCCAUGUUGCUAAUGUGUAAAAAAAACUAAAAAAAAAUAGAAAAGGAAAAGAAAAAAAAUCCUCUCUUCCUCAAACUCUCUCUCUAGAGGUUUGGGUUAAAUCCUCUCUGCUCUGGUUUUCUUGUUUCUUCUCUCAUUUCUUCUCUUUCACUCUGAUUCCUCGUCUCUCCUGCUGUCAGAACAGGUGCGUGCCGGAGGGCGGGAUUGUGCUGGAGCGAAUUUAAAAAAGGGGGGGGGGGGGAGGAGCAGGAAAUGAGAGAGAUAGAAAGAGCGAGAGAUAGAAAGAGCGAAUGGAGAGCCCAACACCUUUCCUGUCCUUAUCAGCCGUGCACAGUCUACACACACUCCUUUGUGUCGCCUCAUCUUUUGUUUUAUUGCGACUCGCUGUUGCUUUGGCCCGUUAUUGAGGAUUGUUUAUCAUGUGGCUUUGUUACAGGAUCUAGGCAGGGUUGCCAGAUUGUAGCUUUCCUCUGGUAUAUCAUACAAGCUGCACAGAGCCAGGGAAUACUGGAACAGAUCUGGCAGGACAGCCAGGGUAACAGAAUGCAGGUCUGAAGGUGAAAAACAAGUAGAGACAACUUGUCCUAAAACUUUUUGAGUUCUUUUAAUAGCAGAGGACAGAAAUGAGACAUUUUCCAGGGUCAGAUUGUUAAAGGUUUUGAGGUGUGCAGAUAUAAAGACCGUCGUACACCAGACGCAACGCAUCAUGCUUUUCUGUACAGCCCUUAAACAACUCUAAACUAUUGUCCGAGAAGGAGAUAAAUACACCAGUGCUGAGAGAAUGCUGGGAUAUGUGCACUGGAGCUUAAGAACUUCAAGCGCUGUUCAAUUCCUCAGUGCGGUACACUGUAGCUUGCAUUAUUACAUUAAAGCAGCACUAGGUAAGAUUUCCUUAAUUUUUAAACGUUUUAAAGAAGUAAAAUUACAGCUUGAAACUCACUGCAGCGCUGCAUUGAGGUGUAAUAGGAGGAAUAGCGGUGCUCUCGUGUCUGUGCCGGAGCUCCUCUGAGCUCAAACUAGACUGUAAGUUUUCCGAGGCGGCCGCGACCAACGCUCGCGAGAACUGCGACCUGCUUUCCGACCUUUAGUUCUAACAGUUCUACAAGCACUACUGGUUCAUUCUUUACAAACUAACAUACAGACACUCUGGCAGAAGCUGAAUAGAGACCGAAUAUGUCUGUGAAAACCAGAAAGAAAAACUAAUCGGCCUGUAAAAUGUAUUACACUCUACAACUGUAGAAGGAGCCCUCGAGCACAAAAUCUCAAUCCUACUUAGUGGAGCUUUAAGUAAAAAAAAAAAAAAAAAAAUUACAACAAAUUUUUUUAGUAUAUUAUGAAAUGCUACAAUUCUAUUAACAAAACCCCCUUUUGCCAGUGUUUGAGGACAAGCUCAUAAUCAUUGUAGAACCCCCACCAUUUCUCUAUAUGUUCUAAAAUGUUCUCUUCAGUCAGGACUGUUAUAAAGAGAAACGCAAUCCAUUCAAAGUUGAUCCAGAUUCAAAAUGCAUGUUAAUUCCAGGUGUAAACAGCCCAAGUUAACUUUUUCCUGCAUCUGAUUUACAUUAAAAAAGUGUGGCGUUUCUUUUUAAACAUCAGGGAGGAGCUCAGCUUUCUGAAUCCAGGAUCAGGACCUCAGCUGUGUGAUUUCUGUUUCUGAUUUUAAUCUGAUUUAAUGAGUCGUGGAGUGGACAGUGCACUGUAAGCUCUGUAAGUACUGUAAGUACGCCUCACUCUGAAACGUGUCUCACUCUCUCAGCUCUUCUAAUGAAUGUGACGAACACUACACUACCCAUCUAGCAUGCAUUAAAAAAACACGUCUGCACUGCUGUGGUGAGUGUCUUCAAAACAAUUGGGGAAUGUUGUACAGUAGAAAGUUCUCGUCUACAUCUUAAUUUUGGGGAUAUUUUUUCUGUAUCAUCUGCUUUUUGAAAGGUUUCCUGUACAGCAGUCUGUCUGGGAGUGGUUGGUGAUUGAGAUAUUCUGGGUUGAUUGUAGUUAAUUGCAGUGGAUGUUUGGGUUUUCUGAAGAGUUGGGAGGCGUGGGCAGACUGCACUGUAGAUACAGAGAAUUCAGAUUUCCUUUAGUUUCUUUCUCUGUGACUUUUUUUUCUUUUCUUCCUCUCUGUGUAAGUGUAUGGAACAUUUUGCUUUGACUGGGAAAACUAUGCUUUAUACACUGUAUUCCAUAAAUAAAGUUUUGAAUGUACAUACGGA